AUGACGGUAAAAGCUGAGUUGGACGGUGAGGCCAGCCCGCCUGCGCCUGUAUCAUUCUUUGAUCCAUCUCUCAAGGAGGUUCGACAACGCGUAUUCUUCCAAUGGGCUCGCACUUUGUUAAUUCUCUGCGUCUUCGUGUUCAGUGUGCUAUGUCUCUUCUGGGGAUCCCAAUACAACACUGAGGCCCACUUCUCAGCGUUGACGGUAUGGGUUGUCGAUUUCGACGGCCAAGUUGAUCCAUACCUCUCCAACGACACCAUCGUCGGCCCAACAGUUAUCGAUGUCACCAACAAAUUCCUGCAGUCUGACGCCCGCCACAUUGGCUACACUAUCAGAUCCCCUGCCGACUUCAACUAUGACCCUUUGGCCGUGCGCCGAGAUGUCUACCAUCAACAUGCCUAUGCCGCUAUAAUAAUCAACCCUGGCGCGACAGCACUGCUCCGGGAUGCAGUUGCUAACGACAACAAGACGUACGAUCCGACCAGUGCCAUCGACACAGUCUUCAUCUCCGCGCGCGAUCAAACAACCUACUCCACCUAUAUCACACCCAACCUGGCCACCCUACAGAACAUGGUGCUAGCAGAGUUCGGCCCACAAUGGGUCCAGUCUAUAGCCUCGUCUGUCAGAAACCUGUCAUCCGUGCCUCCACAGGCGAUUAACCCGGCCAUUGGGUUCACGUCCGUUGAUCUACGACCUUUUGCCCCGGCUGUUGCUGCGCCCGCCGUGACAAUCGGUCUGAUCUAUCUGAUCAUUAUUGCAUUCUUCAACUUCCCAUUCAUGAUGCCUGUUCAUGCUGAGUUCAUGAAGCCAAUUGGCCAUCCGCCGCUGAAGGUGCCACAUUGGCUCAUUUGGCGCAUUCUCUCAAGCAUCGUGGCUUACUUCUUUCUUUCGCUGUGCUACUCGCUUGUGUCGCUGGCUUUCCAGAUCCCAUUCAGCAAUGGCGAAGGGUCGGAUUUCCUGUCUGAAACUAAUCCCAAUGCCUAUGGCCGUGGCUCAUUUGUCGUGUUUUGGAUGCUGAACUGGGUUGGCAUGGCUGCUUUGGGAUUCCCUUGUGAGAACAUGGCUAUGAUCCUUGGACUCCCAUGGAGUGCUUUCUUCCUGAUUUUCUGGGUUAUUACGAAUGUUGCAACAGGUUUCUAUAACCUUGAUUUAGCUGCAGGUUUCUAUAGAUGGGGAUAUGCAUGGCCCUUACACCGAAUUGUCGAAGCUCUGCGAACCAUCCUUUUCGAUACCCAUUCGCGCAUUGGAUUGGACUUUGGUAUUCUGUUCGCUUGGAUUGCAGUAUCCUUGGCCUUUUUCCCUGUCGCAACUUUAAUCAUGCGGUGGAGAAUGAAGCGGAGCGCAUAA
This is a messenger RNA of Penicillium vulpinum, 1347 nucleotides long. RefSeq names its product SNG1 family protein. The coding region runs from base 1 to 1347 and encodes 448 amino acids. NCBI's taxonomy places the organism in Eukaryota, Fungi, Ascomycota, Eurotiomycetes, Eurotiales, Aspergillaceae. The record is from RefSeq and is a predicted model, not a curated record. The transcript has 3 exons. Gene Ontology annotation, cellular component: membrane.